GGGGCAGAGCUGGGGCGGCUGGCACUGCAGGGGGGGUAUUGAAAGCUCUUUGACGUUGCUCCUUGCAGCAGGAGCAGCAGCCGGCAUGAAUCCCUGCAGCAGCAGAAGGGCAGGCAAUGACCCCGGCCUCGCCCCCUCUGCCCCCCAGCUGACAGCAUCGCAGCCGGGACACCACGGUGCCGGGCAGAGACCCGGCCGAGUCAAGCGCCGCAAAACCAAACGGGAGCGCAACUCUGCCAAGUUCGGCAGGAACGCUGCGGUCGGAGGUGCGGAGCAGAGGUCUGGCUGCAGGAGGCUUCAGAGGAUGCCGGCCCCGGGCUGGAGCUCACACUGUGCUGGGCACGCCAAGUCCACCCCUCUACCAGCCAUCAGAAGGAUCUCUGGCUCUGUGCCGGUCAUCAUAACCCAGCACAGGCUCACCCAGCAUCUGGGCAUGUUUAACAGGGAGGUGAAAUCUGCCAACAUCGAGAGGCUGCUGGAUCCCCGAAGCGAGCGAGAGACGGAGACUGAGACGAGUGCUGCGAUCCCUGGCGCAAUCAGCCAGGCUUGGGACCCCUGCGCCCCUGGCCAGACAUGCACGCCAGACACACAGCAUGGGACCAGCGCACCUGCACCCCACGCAGCGGGCGAAGGGCCCCAACCUACAGCUGCGCCAAGUCACUCUGAAACCGCGGCGGUGGAGACAGGAGAGUCCCAGGCCGAGGUCCCAGCUCCCCGGGACGAGAAGGAGAACGUCCCUCCGAGUGGGGCCGAGCCAGGCGGUGUCACCGCCGCCAUGAGGGAGCUGGCCCAGGAACUCCAAACCCAUCUCGACCUGACGUCGACAUUCCCGGGACGCAACCUGAUCAGCGAAAGGCGCCAGACAAUACUCAGCACCCUGCUGGACCGGCACCAAACCCUGCCCGAUCUCUCUGCCCUGAUGGUGCAUAACAAGCCGGGCGGUGGCUCUGCCCAGGGAGCUCUCAGGAGCCCAGGUGCCAGGGGGCAGGAGCUGCUGUUGGAUACGGGAUCAAGUGGCAGCGGGAACUCUGAACAGGGCAUUUCGGGGAAGAGGAGAAGGGGACAGGACGUGCUGGCCUUCAGGAGCCCCAGCCCUGUGCACACGGUCAUUAAAACGGGAGAGAGGAGAGCGACCCGAAGGGACGACCUGGAAUCCCUUGGCGCAUGCGAGCUGUUUGGCCAGCCCCCCACAGCAGCUCCGUCCCACCACGCGCUCCUGUCCGGCUCUGCCCUACACGCAUGCACAAUAGCCACCUUCGCCCCCCAAGCGCCAGGCCCCCUGCCCAGAGCUGCUCAGUGCUGUGGGAGAUCCUGGGAAGCCAUCUGGGAACCCAGGACCAGGCUAGAGAGAGCCAGCAUGGCCUUUAGGCCAGCCCGAAAGGCGCGUGCCUCCGAGGGACACGGUCAGGGACACUGGAUGCCAUUUGCAGCUGGGGAUUCGGUGCGGACCUUGGGUCUGGGUCUGGACAGCAGGAGCCCUGCGGAGUGCCCCUUGGCUAAGCCCCCCCAGCAUCCCUGUGCCCACUGGCUGAGCCCAGAGCUGUGGCAGGUGCUGCAGACCCAGACCCAGACCCAGAGCAAGCGGCCCGCACCAGAGCUACACGCUUCCCAGCCCAUGGCGAGAGCCGCCCCGGAGACACAGACCUCCUUUGAUGUCCUGAAAAGCAUCUGGAGCCCGAACCAGCCCAGCCAGGCAGCAGAGGUCCUGGCCCCCCGAGCGCUGGCGUGGCCUCGUCCGGGGCACAGGGCUGUCUCCUGGGAGCUGUGCUCAGAACCAGCGCUCCUCCCGCAGGCCUGCUCGCAGCACAGGCCGGGGCCUCACCUGGAACCGCUCCUGCCCCCCGGAGAGGCUCGGAAGCCCAGGCAUGCCAACGGGCUGCUGUCGGUGCUGGGGAAGCCCAGAGACCACUGCCAGAAGCCGGCAUCCGUGGAGCCAGUGAGAGCCUCCGCCUGCUACCAGCCAUGGGACUCCAGAGCCGCCACCCCCAGAGCCUGGGAUCUGCCGGAAGCCAUGGGGGAAGGCUGCCCCCGUGCUGGGGGGUGGGAGGGCAGGUUCCCCCUGGUGGGGGCCCAGCAGCUAUGCACACUCCAGCAGUUGCCCAUGUCCUUCUUCCCCCCCUCGGAGGCGCUGGAGCAUGGCCGCUCGCCGCCGCCCACUUUGCACGGAUACCGGCUGGAGGAGGGCAGCCCUGAGGCCUGGGUCUUCCCCCGCAUGAGGCUGUACUGAGAGAGCCUGGCACCUCCGGCUGGACUGGGGCGCUCGCUGCUCCCUCCGGCUCCCAGCUGCCUUUCCAGGAGCGCGGUACCGGGAUCCCGUGUAUCAUGGCCAGGGGAUCCGCCCCCUUGGGUCCCCCAGGACACCUCCCCAGCAGGGGCCCCCAGAGCUGAGCCCAUGUUUAGAGGCUCCUCAAUAAAGGCCAG
Molecule: messenger RNA, 2421 nt
Organism: Chrysemys picta bellii (western painted turtle)
Lineage: Eukaryota; Metazoa; Chordata; Testudines; Emydidae
Source: RefSeq, a predicted model, not a curated record